AGCACAGCUUUCCCAGUAGGGGGUGCCGUAUAGCAUAUUGGAAAGUGUAGUCUUCCGGAGGGCGAGGAGCGGACUCUCCCGACCUCCUUGUCCCGGCGACAGCAUUGCGCAUGCGUAGCGGCGGUAGCAGCAGCGGACCCGGCUGGCAGUUUCUUCCUCCGGAGAAGAGACCCUCUCUGCCAUGGAGUCCUACGAUAUUAUCGCCAACCAGCCUGUUGUGAUCGACAAUGGCUCUGGUGUGAUUAAAGCUGGUUUUGCAGGAGAUCAAAUUCCCAAGUACUGUUUUCCAAACUACGUAGGCAGACCCAAACAUGUCCGUGUCAUGGCUGGAGCCCUGGAAGGAGACAUUUUCAUUGGCCCCAAAGCAGAGGAGCAUCGUGGACUGCUCUCUAUCCGCUACCCCAUGGAACAUGGCAUUGUGAAGGACUGGAAUGACAUGGAGCGCAUCUGGCAGUAUGUCUAUUCCAAAGACCAGCUUCAGACUUUCUCAGAAGAGCAUCCUGUGCUCCUGACUGAGGCUCCCUUGAACCCACGAAAAAACCGGGAACGUGCUGCUGAAGUUUUUUUUGAGACAUUCAAUGUGCCAGCCCUCUUCAUCUCCAUGCAAGCCGUGCUUAGCCUAUAUGCAACAGGAAGAACCACAGGAGUGGUGCUGGACUCUGGAGAUGGUGUCACCCACGCAGUACCCAUCUAUGAGGGCUUUGCUAUGCCCCACUCCAUCAUGCGCAUUGACAUUGCUGGCCGAGAUGUCUCCCGUUUCCUCCGUCUCUACUUGCGCAAGGAGGGCUAUGAUUUUCACUCCUCAUCUGAGUUUGAAAUUGUUAAGACCAUCAAAGAGAGAGCCUGCUAUCUGUCCAUAAAUCCACAGAAAGAUGAAACUUUGGAGACAGAGAAGGCUCAGUACUAUCUGCCUGAUGGGAGCACCAUUGAGAUUGGCCCCUCUCGAUUCCGUGCCCCUGAGCUUCUAUUCAGGCCAGACCUGAUUGGCGAGGAGAGUGAGGGCAUCCACGAAGUGCUGGUGUUUGCCAUCCAAAAGUCAGACAUGGACUUGAGGCGCACGCUUUUCUCCAACAUCGUGCUUUCAGGAGGUUCCACCCUAUUCAAAGGUUUUGGUGACAGACUACUGAGUGAAGUGAAGAAACUGGCUCCAAAAGACGUGAAAAUCAGGAUAUCUGCUCCUCAGGAGAGAUUAUAUUCAACAUGGAUCGGGGGUUCCAUUCUGGCCUCUCUGGACACCUUUAAGAAGAUGUGGGUAUCUAAAAAGGAAUAUGAAGAAGACGGUGCCCGUUCCAUCCACAGGAAAACCUUUUAGUGUUUGGACGUCUCUUUCACCUCUCUCCGAAGUUAACUCCACUUUAAAACUCGCUUUCUUGAGUUGGAGUGUGUGAGGAGCUGCCUGUAUGUGGGUAUGUGUGGAUGUGGGUGUGGGUAUGUAUGCGUGUGGAUGUGCGUGUGCCAGUGUGGGCCGGGGAGCCCGGUGCCCAACAAAGAUGGUGACUUCCCCCACAAUGGAGCUUAGGACCCAGGGGUUGACCACUAACUUGCUCCUGAGAGGGGAGAACACCUGGCUGGAGUGCCCCAUUUCUUUGUCUAUUGGUCCUUUUUCUUUCUUUUUGGGACUAUGUUUACUGCUGUAGGGAGAGGAGAGGGCAAACUAAAUCACCUAAAAGAAAGGCCCUGCUACCAUCUCCCUGACCACCUCCCAGGUGGCUGGAGCUCAGGCCUACCACCUUCCCUUUGCUCUUCAUGGUUACUUGCUGGCCACUUGAUCAUAGGGACCUGUGCAGGAACUGUUUGGUUUUCUUGCUGUUUUUGUUUGUGGAAUAAGGAGAAGCACACUCGGGGCUGUUACAGAAAUCCCUGGGUUAGGGGAACAGGUGAGAGGACAGGAAUCUUUGGGUUUACCUAAGGGUCAGGACCACAGGAAGGAACUGGUGGAGUGUAGGGGUCACUGGCUGGAGGAAGGUGCUGAGGCGCAGGCCAAUUAAGCACAUCCCUCACAAUGUCCUUGCUGCUGUUCUUCCUCUGCUCUGUAAAACCUUGGAGAAAACAGAGGGGAGAGUUUUAAGGAGCCUAGGUGGGGCUAACCUGCCUUUUGGAUCAAGUUGCACUCUUGGCAGGUAGGAUAGAUGAGGGGGAAGCUGCAGCUUCAGGCACAUUUUAUGUGCCUCCUCCAUCUUUGCUUCAAUGCAGUUUAAGUAAAAUCCUAUUUGCCAUAUGAUUUUAUUUAUUAUUAAAGUGUUUGAUAAACCUCCUAGUCAUUAAGAGGACUGAGGAGGAGGCAAGGGGAGAUUCCGAGUUGCUUACUAUCUGCCCUUUGCUAGUCUCCCUCCAGACACUAAUGUUUACAGCACCUAAGCUUAGCGUAGUAGCCCAGCCCCUGGAGAGAUAGGGGACCCACCGGGUCUCACUAAGUACUCUUAACAGUAUCCCAUUGAGAUAGCAGACAUGGGCACUGGGACCAGUUGGAACUGAAGGUUUUGAGCAAAGGCAUUCCUGCCAACACUAAUCCUUUCCUCCUGUAAAGCUUAUAGCUCUGUCACCAGGCAGACUUCCAAGUGGGCUUUUCUGGUGCAUUGAGUGCCAGUGCCUUCACUGGGGUUUUGUAGUUUUGUCGAAAAGUAAGCUAGGGAAGGAAGUGAAGGUGCCUUAUCCCUGAAACCCCUCUGGGGGUGGUUCUUAGGCAGAGGUGCAAAGGAGUCUGGUCUCUGGCUUUCUUGGUGGCAGUGUAGACUGGCUGGCAGACCACCCUUGGGAAUCCAAUGGCCUGGCCAGCCUUAAGUUUUGCAUCGUGUCCUUAGCUUCAUCAUGGGCCCCAGGCCUAACAGAGAAAGAAGGAAAGCCAGAGCUGGAAGUUGGAGUGGAGGGAGUCUGACAGAGGGCCCCUAACCUGCUGCUGACUACCUAGGCGAACUGGAAGAAAUCACUGGAAGAGGGAUCUAAUUCUUAGGGUUGACACUGCUGAACUCAGCCUAGGCCUUCAAGCAAGGGCUCCGGGCGCUGAGGAAGGAAAGGCAGUGCCCCACUCCUUGUCCAAUGAGAUGGUUUUACAUCCUGCUCUGGGUCAAUUUCUGUUGAAGCAUCUGGCUUGAGCCAUUCCUCCCUAAACAGUGGCCUGUAAUCUAGGAGCCCCUGGGUGCCUAUUUGCCUUCAUUGAUACUUAGGGCAUUGUGAAUAAUCAUGUGGCCCUCCCCUGAUGUGUAGCAGGCUCCUGCCUAUCCCAUUUCGAAAUUCCAAAGAUGCCAGUGUCCUCCCCACCCCCACUCCACCGUGACCAAAGGCCCCAGCCAGAGUGGGGGGCCAGGUGUGUGUGAAAGCAAUGUGGCAACCAAACUGCAGUGUGCUUCCUUCCACCUUCCUUCUCAGCCCCAGCCUUUGCCCUGCACAGCCUGUCUCCAAACCACGUUGCCUGGUGGUGCCCAGUGUACUUAAAUAAAGUUGUUCCAUAGAUA
Messenger RNA from Antechinus flavipes (yellow-footed antechinus), 3452 nucleotides. RefSeq names its product actin related protein 1A (gene ACTR1A). The record is from RefSeq and is a predicted model, not a curated record. Lineage: Eukaryota; Metazoa; Chordata; Mammalia; Dasyuromorphia; Dasyuridae. The coding region runs from base 182 to 1312 and encodes 376 amino acids. The transcript has 11 exons.